This is a messenger RNA of Micromonas commoda, 294 nucleotides long. RefSeq lists its product with no specific name. The record is from RefSeq and is a predicted model, not a curated record. The transcript has a single exon. NCBI's taxonomy places the organism in Eukaryota, Viridiplantae, Chlorophyta, Mamiellophyceae, Mamiellales, Mamiellaceae. Bases 1 to 294 code for a protein of 97 amino acids.
AUGUCCUCCUCGUCGACGCCGUGGGCCAACCUGGUGGAGGGCCUCGAGCGCCUGCUCAGCCUGAGGGCCGGCACGCCCAACCACGACCCGGAGGUGUACGCUUCGACCAAACGGAUGAUCGUCGAUACCGCCGCGCGAGUCUCGCGCGCGGAGAACGCGCGCGUCGCCAAGCUGGAGAGCGAGAUUCGGGAGCUACGGGCGGACCUGAGGGACGUGCGUCGCGACCUCGCAGACACGCGGACUGAGCUGCUCGAGAUCAAGGGCCAACAAAACGAAGGGGAGUUUCGGUUUUAG